AUGAGCGCUGUUGCCACUAAACGAAUUGGUAAAGAUCUUCAACUUCUACUAGCCUCUAUUAAAUCAAAUAAUGGUAAUAAUACCACAGGUCCUGUUGUUAUUUCUGUUGAUAGUCAAACCCUUCAGGAAUGGUAUGUAGAGGCAAAAGCCCCUGUUAACAGUAUAUACCAUAAAUGGUCCGAUGGUAGUGAAAGAAUAUAUAAAUUGCUUGUUUCCUUCACAGAUGAAUUCCCACACGAGGCCCCAAAAGUACGAUUUCUCUCCGUUCCCUACAGUCCCUUAGUAACACCGGAUGGAAGUGUGUGUGAGGAGAUCAUUGUGGCGGACUGGAGUCCGGAUCAGCAUGCGUUGGAUGCGAUCAUGUUAGUAUUAGAGAAGGUCUUCUGCACAUAUGUGGAGUCUCCAGAGGAGGAUAUUUUUCAUGAGGCACGGGAUUGUUUAGAAAAGAAUCCAGAGGAAUUUACAGCUCGGGUACAACAACGUCAUUAA
Trypanosoma theileri is the source of this 489-nucleotide messenger RNA. Its product is annotated as ubiquitin-conjugating enzyme E2. The coding region runs from base 1 to 489 and encodes 162 amino acids. NCBI's taxonomy places the organism in Eukaryota, Euglenozoa, Kinetoplastea, Trypanosomatida, Trypanosomatidae. The record is from RefSeq and is a predicted model, not a curated record. The transcript has a single exon.